AUGGCAGAAGCCAAAAUGGAUCUUCGAAUGUGGACUUUUAAUCAAUAUGGUGAUCAAGAGCUAGCAGCUGAAGAUAGUGAUCCAGUCUCCGCAGUUCUAGGCUUGCGGUGGGACCGACGAGAUGACAGCCUUACAAUAUCCGUCCAAAGAGAAAUCGUUAAAAGAGACUUAUCAAAAAGGAGACUAUUGUCUCUAAUCCAUGCUGUUUUUGAUCCGCUAGGUUUCUUUGUGCCCGUCAUAUUACCUGCGAAAUUAAUUCUUCAAGAGGCUUGGGCAACAAAAUCGACCUGGGAUAAGCCAUUACCGGAUGAACUUCAAACAAGAUUUGAGAGAUGGUACGAAAGGUUGCCUAGUCUUUCCAGCCUUAAAUUACCUCGUCGCAUGGGUCAUGGAAUUAAGGAUUCAUGGACUCUACACGUCUUUUGUGAUGCCAGUCAAGCUGCUUAUGCAACUGUCAUUUACUUACGAAGUAAGAAAGAAGACAAAGUUUUCGUGAAAUUCGUCAUAGCAAAAUCACGGAUAUCGCCCGUAAAGAAAAUAACUAUUCCGCGUUUGGAGUUGCUAGCCUGUGUUCUAGGUGCACGCUUGGCAAGGUAUACUGUUGAAACCCUGUGCUUAGUCGAUGUCCCGAUAUAUUACUGGACAGACGCUACUGUGGCUCUUAGCUGGAUACAACGAGAGGAAAACUGGGGAGUAUUUGUGAAUAAUAGAGUAAAGGAGAUUCGGAAACUCUCGAAGCAGGAAUGUUGGAGACAUAUCCCUGGAAAAUUGAAUCCGGCAGAUGUGUCAUCUCGUGGCUUUCGAGUAUUCUGCUGGGUUCUACGCUUUACUAAUAAACUCCUAAAGAAGCCCUCGUAUUCUUCGGAUACCUUAACAGUAGAAGAAAAAACUAACGCCGAAACAUUUUUGUGGAGUUUAGAGGAAAGGAAGCAGUUUCAAGAGAAAGGAGAUUCCGUCCAUGGAUUAGUGGUAGUGAGAGACAACGACGGAGUCCUCAGAGUCAAAACUAAAAUCAUUGAACGUGAUGAUGAAUUCUGCUUCCUUUAUCCCCUGUUGCUUCCGUCCAAGCAUUAUUUAACUGAAUGCCUCAUAAGAGAGUAUCAUGAAAAGAACUGUCAUGCGGGAGUGCAGAUAUUAGCUGCUAAGUUAAGAGAGCGAUACUGGAUCAUUUCGUCGAAACGUAAUAUAAGAUCUUGCGUAAGUCGAUGUGUAGUAUGUAGGAGAUUUACCGCUAAGGCUUUAUCUACCUCUCCGAUCCAGUUACCCCUUGACAGAAUAAGAGAUUCGGCAGUCUUUGAAACAACUGGAGUCGAUCUUUGUGGACCUUUACUUCUGAGACCAAAGAGAAAGCGCAGGUAA
This is a messenger RNA of Stegodyphus dumicola, 1359 nucleotides long. RefSeq lists its product as uncharacterized. The record is from RefSeq and is a predicted model, not a curated record. NCBI's taxonomy places the organism in Eukaryota, Metazoa, Arthropoda, Arachnida, Araneae, Eresidae.